UAGUUCCUUCGCUUUGAAAGUGGGACGACUUUUCCAGGCUGGACGCAGACAUGCGCUGGAAAAGUGAGGUAAAAGUAGAGUGUCGCGUCGGUAAGGAGAAGGAAAACGGAUCUUUGGUGUCCAACGACGAGCUUCUCGUCAUGUGUGAAGAUUGCAAAGGAGACGAAGAGCUGCUGGGCAAAUGCACUGAAGACAGGAGAGACAUAAUGGGCGCACCGGUGGAAGUUUUGGAUGAAGAAGCGUCGUCCCUGCAGGCGAUGUCCUCUGCGCCUCUGUUGGGCAGAACUGUGUGUGCGAGCUGCAACGAGGAAAUAGUUGAUAAAUAUCUAUUAAAGGUUAACGACUUGUGCUGGCAUGUGCGCUGUCUCUCCUGCAGCGUGUGCCAGACUUCACUUGGCAGCCACACAAGUUGCUACAUCAAAGAAAAAGAGGUUUUCUGCAAACUGGAUUACUUUCGGAGAUACGGCACUUGGUGCGCGUGCUGCGGGCGGAACAUCCACUCCACGGACUGGGUCCGUCGGGCGAAGGGCAACGUCUAUCAUCUGGCCUGCUUCGCCUGUUUCUCCUGCAAGAGGCAGCUGUCCACCGGGGAGGAGUUCGCCCUGGUGGAGGGAAAAGUGCUUUGCAGGGUUCACUACGACUGCAUGUUGGACAACCUCAAGCGGGCGGUGGAAAAAGGAAACAGCGUCAACAUGGAAGGAGCUGUGCCCACCGAACAGGAGAUCAACCAGCCCAAACCCUCCAAGAGAGCUCGGACCAGCUUCACUGCUGACCAGCUGCAGGUGAUGCAGGCUCAGUUUGCUCAGGACAACAACCCAGACGCCCAAACACUGCAGAAACUAGCAGAGCAGACAGGCCUCAGUCGAAGAGUCAUCCAGGUCUGGUUCCAGAACUGUCGAGCACGCCACAAGAAGCACGUGAGCCCCAACCACACCUCCAGCACCCCCAUGACCUCACUGCAGCCCAGCCACCUGUCCCAGCCCACCCCGACCCCCGAGGAGCUGCAAUACACCGCCUACGGAGGUCCAGAGGGGUCGAUGCUCUCAGCGCUCCACUCCUUCAUAGACAGUGAGCAAGACUUUUUAUACAUUACCAUGACUGUAAGACAUUUUAACCACGUGCUACUAGGCCCACACUGCAGAGAUUAUCCCUCUCAGCUGACCUUGGAAAGCCUCGAUGAGCCAGAGGAGGUGGCCCAGGAUAGGGAGGUCUGA
Neolamprologus brichardi is the source of this 1214-nucleotide messenger RNA. The record is from RefSeq and is a predicted model, not a curated record. NCBI's taxonomy places the organism in Eukaryota, Metazoa, Chordata, Actinopteri, Cichliformes, Cichlidae.